UCUUGAGAGCUUUAAAUUAUCCAACUGCAACAGAUUCUCCUCCCCUACAAACUCCAAAUGAGAUAUAUUAGUUCCUAGAAAUCCCCUUCGCACACAACAAACGCACAACACAUUUCAUCGGCCAUCAUGGCCUCCCACCCACCUAAGCGCAAACCUGCUGCUCCCAACAACAACUUCUCCGCCGCCGCCGCCGCCGCCCGCAAACGCCAAAAAACAUUCGAUGCGCGCUCGCUCGCCGUGCAGGCCGCCGACGCGGCAUUGUCAGCCUCCGGCGAACUAGAUGUCGCUGCGUACGUGGAAGCAAGAGAAUACGAAAUUCGGUCGCUGGAGUCGGGGAUCCAGCGAUCGAAGAAUGCGUUGACGAGUCGGGCGUUUCAGAAGGUGCCGAGGUCGUUGAGGAGACGGACGGCGAGUCAUAAUGUGAAGAGGGUGCCGAAGAGGUUGAGGGCUAGGGCAAGGAGAGAGAUGAUAGAAGACAACACCCCCACCGUAUCAUCACGAACCCGCAAACCGACCGAACAAAUGCGCAUUCGGCUUGAAACUGCCCGGCGACUACAGAACCUGAACGCGAAGACGAAAGCCAAGCGCGCGGCCGUGAAAGCUCAGCGAGAUAAAGAGGUUCGGAAGUCGUUGGAAGAAUCCGGUAGUCAUGCGUAUGAGAUUGCGCCGCGGGUGCCGAAAAUUAAGAAGAAUAAAUUGUCGAGGCCGAAUCCGCCGGAAGCGAGGUUCAAGAAACGUCAGCAGUGCAAGACUUGGUUGCCGACCCAUAUGUUUCAUGCGAAGAGAGCGCAUAUGGCUACUUCUAAGGAUCCGUUGUGGAGGUUCGCGGUGCCGUUGUCGCCGACGGAGAAGAGUUAUCGGCCGACGCAUCGUGCCAGGGGGUCCAGGGGUGCUGUGGCGUGGGAUAUGAGUUAUUUGGCGACGGUGCAGUUGGAGGGGUCGGUGGGGGCGCUUGAGGGGGUGUUGAGGGCUGUUGGGGUUGAGGGGGAGAAGGCGUGGGGUGUGAAGGGGAGGAAGUGGAGGGCUGGCACGAGGGGAUUGCGGGCUUGGGUGUAUGAGUGGGAGGAGGAGAAGAGGCCCAUUGCGCCGGUUACGUUGGUUUGGUGUGCUGAGGUGAAGGGGGAGGAUGUGGAGAUGGUGGAUGCUGAUGAGAGUGGGAAGCAGAAGAAGGGGAAGAAGGGUUGGAGGAAGGUGUUUGUUCGGGUGCAUCCGUCUGCGUUUUUGCAGUUGUGGAAUGCCCUGCUGGGUGUUUCGAAGAAGCAGAAUCCUCCUGUUAUGGUCGAGGACUUGCGGUUUGAGAUUGGCAGUAUCGAGAUUACUGGUCCGGGGGCUACGGAGGCGUUGCUUGCGUCGUUCAAGCCGGUUGCUGUGGAUGGGAAGGAUGUCGCUGCGGACAGUCCGGAGGCUACAUGGACUUCUCUCGUGGGGGUAACGAACCCUGCAUCUCUGCCGCAGGAUGCCAUCCUUGGGUUCUCGGUCUCCGACCCUCGCCUCGAUUUCCCGCCCAAGGCUUUGAAGCCAUCGUCGUCAGAGGAAGAGAUGCAACGGCUGGCUAUAUUACUCUCGUCGUGGACCCCGGAUAACACGCAGACGGCCCCUGCUCUCUUCGAUCGUCGCGCCCGGUUAGCUGCUGCACGCCAGUUGCCUAGCCAAAAGGCUAUCAAUCGGCGUCGAACCGAAGCUGGUCCUGGCGUACGCCCGCCCGCCAAAGACACUGACCCCAAGAUACCUGUGAUGGUACUGGCCAGUCGACCUACCCAUUCCAAGAGCAGCAGCGCACCUGGAACCUGGACUGUCCUCCUCCCAUGGAAGUGCGUGCUUCCGUUCUGGUACUCGCUGAUGUACUAUCCCCUCUCGAGCGGCGGCAACCCCAGAUUCGGGGGUCUGAAAGAGCAGCAGCAACUCUCAUUCGAAUCAGGAGAGCCUUGGUUCCCUGGUGACUUCCCAGGAACCCGCGCCGGAUGGGAAUGGGGCCUGCGCGAGACAGAAGAAGCGAAGCGAGAGUGGGAGCGACGUCCCAAGGGGCGCAGAACCGAGUUCGAGAGCAUCGAUCUGAGAAACGGACAGAAGGGUGAAAUAGGACGUGGUUGGGCCUGCGACUGGGAAAGACUCAUUCAAGGAGCACCGGAGGCGAGCAAUACAACCGACAAGGAACAGCCCUCAGAGACUGAAACCAAAUCGGAUGACACCACCAACUCUCAAGACAACAACACCAGUACCACACUUCCACCACUGAACAUCCACCAACUCUCAACAACUGAAGCAACCCGCGCCCUUACUGACCCCUCCACCACCAUCAACACGUCUGCUCUAGCAACCGUCAAACUCACCCUCCUCAACCGCGGCACACCCACCCCCCGAGCCCGCAUCUACCGACUCCCAACCACUGAUCGCGAGCUCCGCCAGGAGUGGCUCACGCUAUCAUCAAAGCAACCGUACGAUGGUCUCAGGGAUGAACUUCAGAAGAAACAAUCCCGAUCUACCGCCAACCUCGGCCCUGAAGAUGUCCAGCAACAGCUUGCUGCGUCGCUUAUCACUCCGUCUGCGGGUGACGAUGUUCGUCAGAAGCAUUUGCCGGUUCCGACGGAGGAGGAUCUUAUUGGCUUUGUUACCACGGGCAAUUAUAACCUUGCUGAGGGAAAGGGUACGGGGAUUGGGUCUGUCUUGUUGUCGAAGGUGCAGAAGGGGAAGGCGAGUGGGAGGAAUAUGUGUAUUAUAAGGAGUGCGGGGGAGACGGUGGCGAGGGUCGGGUUUUGGGAGUUGGUUUGAUGUGUAUGUGUGUAUGUGUAUGGAUGGAUCGUGUGGCUUUGUUGCGUGAUACCCUGUGUGUCUUUAUGAUUGUUUGGGGAGGAGGGGGUUAGAACUGAGGAUAGGAUUAUGAUAGAGAUGAAUAUGCAAGAUCUGCCCAUUUAGUUGGGACAAUCCAAC
Messenger RNA from Aspergillus piperis CBS 112811, 2928 nucleotides. Its product is annotated as ribonuclease P/MRP protein subunit POP1. Gene Ontology annotation, biological process: tRNA 5'-leader removal. The transcript is spliced from 2 exons. The record is from RefSeq and is a predicted model, not a curated record. Gene Ontology annotation, cellular component: ribonuclease MRP complex; nucleolar ribonuclease P complex. Bases 127 to 2769 code for a protein of 880 amino acids. NCBI's taxonomy places the organism in Eukaryota, Fungi, Ascomycota, Eurotiomycetes, Eurotiales, Aspergillaceae.